AUGAACGAAACAUUAGUUAACAAUACUGAAAUUAUUAACAAUGAAGGACUUAAUAUACCAUUCAUCAACUUAGUUGUUGGUAUUAUAUUAUACAUCGUUGUCCUUAUAACGAUAUUCGGGAAUGUGUUGGUGCUCUUGGCAGUCAGAAUGCAGAAGAAUCUUCGAACAACGUUCAACUAUUAUAUCGUGAACCUGGCAAUUACAGACCUCGCCGUCGCGGUUAGCGCAAUGAGCUUCAAAGCCACACAGGCCUUUUAUGGGACAUAUUGGCCAUUCGGAGAGUUUCUGUGUGCGGUCUGGAUUUUCUUUGAUUACGGCAUGACGUUUGUGUCCGUGUUCACGCUGAUCCUAAUAUCCCUUGACAGAUUCUGGUCCGUCACCUGGAGUCAACACUACAGGCAACAUCAUAGCAAGAGGCUUUGCUUGUUUUCAAUCUGGUUCGUCUGGUUGUUUAUGUUGGUGCUGUGGGUACCAGCCUGGCUGACAGACAGACUACGACACAGUAAGGCGGACGAAUGCUACUGGAACCCGGCUCUUAACUUUGAAUUUGUCUUUAUUGUUGCCAUUGUCGGGCACCAUCUGCCGUUCGUCGUCAUGAUAUUUUGCUUCACUCGUGUGUAUUUGUUCAUGAAGAAGAGAGCGAUGAAGAUAUAUAGUGGUCUACCAGCUGUUGUGAUAUCAACGGUCCAGGGCCAGGCCACUGGAAAAGAUGAAAAUAAAGGGACAGCAAAUAUCAUUGAAAAGAGCCAGCAGUCGGAUUCACCAAUUGUUAGACAAUUGAAAAAGGAAAGCAUAAUUGCCGCUCCUCGUCAAAUGGAUUUGGACAGCUGGUCGGACUCUGUGCAUUUUAAAAACAGUAGUGAACGUUGGACUGAUGAAAAACCUGCCAGUCACUGGCUGGAAGGAGUUAUUGGUGGAGUUACUAGUAACAAGCUGGCAGGAGUGAUGGGUCGAAACAUGAGUCACAGACUAGCAGAAGUGACGCAACGUUCAACGGGUUGA
Molecule: messenger RNA, 1002 nt
Organism: Mya arenaria
Lineage: Eukaryota; Metazoa; Mollusca; Bivalvia; Myida; Myidae
Product: muscarinic acetylcholine receptor M3-like
Exons: 4
Coding region: 1-1002 (333 amino acids)
Biological process (GO): adenylate cyclase-activating adrenergic receptor signaling pathway
Cellular component (GO): membrane
Molecular function (GO): G protein-coupled receptor activity
Source: RefSeq, a predicted model, not a curated record